CAUACAAAUUCAAUUGGCAUGCUUUCUCAUCGAUUUUUGUUAAAAACCAGAAGAUAAGCAAAAAUCCCAAAUUUCUCACACUAGCAGAAUGGGACGCAGAUGUAGUGAUAUUUUCGUUCGAAGCAUUGCAAUUUAUUGAAAGCAACUCUGUGCUCUUUUAGAUAAACAAACAAAAAGAAAUAAAAAGAUUUGUACAAACGAUGGCUUGUUUUGAUGAUGAUGAAGACACCGUAUUGGAGGAGAUUCCGGUCUUUUUGUCCAAAAAUUUGCAAGAUAACUUAUACAUCUUUCAAUAUCCUACAAAGUCUCAAACGUAUAAUUUUGAGAAUGUUUCGGUGUCCAAUUGUUGCAUUAAGCCUAUCAAUCAAGAAGUAAAAGUGGAUUUUUCGCUUGAUACGGAAUCGCGUUUUUACGAUCAAUUUAAAGGUGAGCAAUUAGCUUUAGCUGCCGAUGGGAAAAAUCAAGCCAAAGGCGAAAGGCCUUCUUUUAAACGUGGUAUUAUGGAUAAGCAGGCAUUUCUUAGCUCUCGUCCUUUAGAUGAUGUCACUAAAUAUGUAGUGGGCGUUUAUGCCGACAAAGAAAUACAUUUGUCACCUUUGACCGGUAUCGUACAAUUAAGACCAUCCUUUUCGUAUUUCGAUAAAGAAGACAAACGCAAUAAAGCCGAACAAAAGACUUUGAACGAAGAGGAUGACGACGAAGAAUUACAGCAAGUAACAGUGAAGUUUGCAAGAACUAGUGCGAAAAAGGCCAAAGAACGACAGGGUUUUCAUAAUUUAAUGAAAAAAAGUGACGAAGAACCAUGGUGUGAAACGUACUGGCAUCCACGCAACUCGUCUACAUCCGAAUUGGAGCGUCAAAAACUAUUUACCACCAAUCGUCAAAGUAGUCUAGCUUUCGCAUUAGACCCAAAAGCUUAUCUUGCAAAAUUAUUGCCGAACGAAGUACGAAAUCAAAAUAUAGAUGCAGUAUUACCAUCCCGUGUAUUCAGCAAGGUUCGCUUAAAAUCACUACCUUUGUUGGAGCAAUUGAAAAUAUUACUGAAAGAUGGUCGCAUGUUGUCUUUUGACGAAAUCUUGAAAAUUUUUCAAGAUAGUGUAGAUCCGAAAAUCACUAGUGAAAAGUUGGUGAAAACUCUACCACAAGUUGGCAUUCCAAUACAUGGUAACUGGGUUCCUCAAUCGGAAGAUUUGUAUCCCAGUGAUACCUUUUCAAAUGCUAAUGGUGUUAAAUCUGAACUGAUGGUAAGGGCACGAGAUUACGUGCUAUUUCGUUUUUCCCGUGCAAAUUUUCUCGAUCGACAAAAAAUUAUAUUUGAUACGCAGCUACCACCGGAGGAAGCUACUGAGAUCUUGAAAUCGGUAGCGUAUUUAAAUUCCGACAAAAAAUGGCAACUUCUAUUGCCGCCGGACACACAAUUCGAGCAGCGUUAUCCCGUCGUAGUACAACGUCAAGAUUUGGUUUGGCGAGCUUCGGAACAGACUUAUAAUGAAAUGGAUUAUGAAAAAUCGCCGAAACGUACGCGGAAGAGGUCUCAACGUGAUUCGAAAUCAUACGCAGCCGCGUGCCCUGAUCUACCAUCCCCGGUAAAUACGUCGCUCGGUGCACCAUAACGUACGCUAACUUUGUUAACUUAAUUCUCGUAGCUGUAAAUAUAAAUUAAAUUCAAACUCUAACGUAAUAAUUUUCUCUUUUGCCUUUUGAUUACUUUCUUGUUCAGAGCGCGUAUCCCCGCUAGUUAACAGUAACUAAAAGAAACUAAACAGUUAGUUUAGGAUGGAGUUAUACUCAUUUUGCCAUACUUUUUGCAGUAUUCAAUCGAUCGAAUCUAGAUCAAUGAAGUCAUGUUUGCCCGCCUGAAUGUCUGUGUAGUGUGUGUUUUUCCCAUUCAUCUAACCGCAAACAAAAAAAUAUGGGCUUUAAAUUUCGUAGAAACCUGCAUGCAGGUUGAUAUUGAGAAUGGGGCCAAAUUGGUCGGAGCGCACGCCAGCAACA
Glossina fuscipes is the source of this 1995-nucleotide messenger RNA. It is a transcript of the gene Polr3E, whose product is annotated as DNA-directed RNA polymerase III subunit RPC5. Gene Ontology annotation, biological process: DNA-templated transcription. The record is from RefSeq and is a predicted model, not a curated record. Bases 201 to 1613 code for a protein of 470 amino acids. The transcript has 3 exons. NCBI's taxonomy places the organism in Eukaryota, Metazoa, Arthropoda, Insecta, Diptera, Glossinidae. Gene Ontology annotation, cellular component: nucleus; RNA polymerase III complex.